This is a messenger RNA of Styela clava, 4555 nucleotides long. NCBI's taxonomy places the organism in Eukaryota, Metazoa, Chordata, Ascidiacea, Stolidobranchia, Styelidae. The record is from RefSeq and is a predicted model, not a curated record.
UUAGUGAUGGGACACAAGGUGUCACUAUGGAGUAAGAGCGCUGUUUUGGGGGAUCCCCUAACUUUCGAUCGAUGAGUCUUCGGUCUCUGACCGAUAUUUUCGUUUUAUUCUCAAUGAAAUAUUGUUUCUCUACUCUCUGUUCUGUUUAAGUAUUUUGUAUUCUGGAAUGCAAUUCUAACUAAGAUAGUCUCAAAACUAAUUGAAUAUAUCAAAUCUGAGGGAAAUUCAUUAUUUUCAACAUAGCAAAGAGUGUAUAUAUAAGAAAAUGUUGAGACAGGGAUAUUUUUUUCACAUAUUUAUGUUUUAAUCAUGGCAUCUAUUUGUAUCUGAUUUUCCAACCUCUGUUCUUUUCAAGUAUUUUGUAAUUUGGAAUGCAAUUGUCGACCAGAUAGACUUAAAGCUAUCCAGUAUUCAAAUCCGUAACUCAUUUAUUAAUAAUUCUACCAUACCAAAAUAUGAUGUGUAAGGAAAUGUUGAGGUGGGGUAGUCCUGAUAUUUUUCCUUUAAAAAUGGAAUCUAUUUGGCUCAUAAUGGGUAGUGGGUACUAUAAUAACAACAAGCAUUUUUUAUGUUAUACUAUCUUACCCUUCUAACGCAAGGUGACGUAUUUUGCUAUGAGCAAGACCCUGUAUUAAAUAAAGGUGUGACCCGCGUUUCAUCCAGUUAUUUGUAUUUGGCCCUCAUGUACUAUUAAAGGGUGCACACCCCUGAUUUAACUAGGCCACUGCGCCCACAGAUUACAUUUCCUAAAUUGAUUCCAAUGGAAAUAAAAUUGUCAGCUGUUCAUUUGUGUAAAAUGCUUAAUUUCAGACUUUUUCUUUUUUACAGACUUGUAUACUGUAUCUAUUUUUAUCUUUUUUUUCCAAUGUCAUAAUACAUGCUUUUCUUGUUUUUAUAUUAAGGCAUAAAAUAGGUUUUAGUUUAAUUAGGCCUAAAAAAUCUGCAUCCAGGGAUGCCACAUUUUAUCUGUGUUAGAUUCCAAGUUGAUGGGCGAAUUGUAGUUGUCCAUGAAUCAUGGUUGGUUGGUGAAGCCCAUUGUAGAUGGCCUCAAUCUGGCAACAUUGAAGAAAUGGUGAAAUCAGCAACCAAGCCAAAAUCUGAAUGGGGAGUUUGGGAAACAGAUAUAUUGGGAGGAGACGAUGAUUACGAAACCUGCGCAAGAAGAGCCUACAGCACCCAACAAUCAUGGGGACUCCAUCAUAAAGUUGGGGGUAGCGGUGGCGGAGGUUAUGUGCCAGAUAAAGACCUAAUUGCUGCCAUCCCUGUCCCAACCUCACUAACCCCCCAGCCCGUACAAGCGAACAUUAGGUACGCAGUGGAUUAUAUCAAUGAGCUAGGGCGAAGGAAUUCACAUGAAGUCGCACGUGAAACUCCACCAACAACAACUACUCCAACCACCACCACGACUGCUAAAAAAAGAAAAGCACCAAAUGAAAACGCUGAAGUCAAAGCGACGCUUGAUAGACUAGAAGAAUCAAUCUCUACAAUAAAUAAAAACAUUUCACUCCGAUUAAAAAAUAUUGAAGAUAAAUUGAAGCCUAUUUUACAAGCUGAACUUCUCAGUUCAGGCAGCAAAACUCCUGAAUUUGAAGAAGAAGAAGAACAAGAUGAAGAGGAGGAUGACGCUGAGACUCGGAAUCUAACAGUCUUGAGUGCGGCCACUACGUUGGAACAAUUAAACGAAUGGUUGGAUAAUCAGGACACAUUCGCAGUAUCAAAGAAGGUCACUUGUACUCAUCUUCGAGCGACUGUGCGGAAAUUUGUGAAAGCAUGCAUGACGAAAAGUGUGGCUCGGCAGUUCAGUUGGACAGGUUUCGGAAGUCGGAGACUUAAAACUAAAAUUAGUUUCAGAGAUCAUAAAGUAUUUAAUUACCUUCUUGAUGUUCUUCAUGACACACCGCAUCGCCACGCAUCACGAGCUGAAAUUGCAGAUUCGAUUAAGAAAGUACUAACAGGAGUGGGGGAUUGGGACGGCGGCCGAACUGCCAGAUUCUCAUCAUUUCCUUCCAUUGCUUUCUUCCCUUGAAAUGGAGGCUUUAAGAUGAUCAUCUGCACAGCUGUGGAAAAACUUCAAGUACUCGGCGACAAUUCGUUCUGAUCUUAAAUAAAGUGAAAAGAACUUUGAAUGAAAAGUUUUCAACCUCGCUGUGUGUCUUCUUAAGACACCUGGGGGUUCCUUGAAUGACUAAGCAUAUGCUGCUUUUACAGACUUCCAAUUUUUGCCAUAUUUAAUUCUCUAUCAAGUUUUUGUUCAAUUUUAUCAUGAAUUCUGCGAUUUUAUAUAAGAUUUGUGAACAUUUGAGUGUUAAAAUUGUUUUACUCUUUGAUCUUUUAAUGCAGUGGUUCCCAACCUCCUUCCGGAUGAGUUUAAGCACUCACGACCUUAUUGUUUGUCAUUCCAGUUGUAAUUUAUAGUGUUAUUAUGAUUGGUAGACCGAAUACCAUUAUGUUCAAACAAUUCAUGCUCAACAAAGUUGUGUGAAAUAACCUUAUCAAGCAAUGAGACUAGGAAAAACGGGGACUAUUUUUUUUGUAAAGGGAAAAGUAAGCCAGUUUUGCGCCUGGCAUUGUGGCCCUCUUUCCCACUGCUCUGUGGCCCUCUUGAAGAGGCACAGGUCACCGGUUAGGAACCACUGUCUUAAUAUUUGACAACUGGUCCUAUGAAAUGAGAACUACUGUGGCAUAUUUCAGGCCGUUGUAAUGUUAUGCCUUAUAUUUUGAAAGCUCAAAGAGAUUCUCAUGUUUCCAAUAAAUCAAAUUUGUGAACGAACAUUAAGAUAACGAUGAAAUACUGCAGAGGAACCGCUACUUACAAAAUUAAUUCAUUCCGGGAACCGUUUCUUAAAUAGAAAAUUUUGUAAGUAGAGACGCUUUUUACCUAUAAAUGCCCCUAUCUGUUCUAAACUCUGACAUAAUAUUUGUAUAAAUUAUAAAUAGUUUAAAACCUGUAAGAAGAAUUUUCGUAACUUGAAAAAUCUGUCUGGAGUCUUUCGUAAGUAGAGGUUCUGCUGUACUGAAAAUCAUAUAGAAUUUGAAUGGGUAUUGAGGAGCUUCUGUAUUCAGAUCGUUAAUGAAAAAAUAACAGAAAAAUAUUAAUUCUACAAAGUUUGCAAGCAUAUUUUUGACUGGUGGUAAUGUGGUUGUGGUUAAAAAGCUGGCACUCUUCUUCUUGGUUUUCUAGUCCCAAGUUUUAAGUGUGAAUACUCAUGGAUGAAAAUUAAAAUUCUGCCUGGUAUGCAAGUCUAAUCCGAAUAAGUGAGAAAAUAAUAUUUUGUCGAUACAAUUUAUGUGUAGCCUUAAGGCGGGGCUGUAACAGCAAUCGUAUUUGAACGGAGACUGGAAAAUGUGGAGUUCCGACUCAACCCCCCUCGCCUGCCCCCUUUGGAAAAAAAAUUAUUUUUUUGUAUCAUGCAUAGCAAUUUUUGUAACUUGUUACACUUUUCAGACUCUCGACCCAUCCCCCCUCCCCCCCGCUUGGAAAAUUUUUUUUUUUGUAUCAUGCAUAGCAAUUAUUAUAACUUAUAACAUUUUUCAGACCAUCGGGACCUUUCAAACCCACCUUUUUUGGCAUCUGGGCAGAUUCGCUGGCUGUUACCGUCUAACUUUGCAAUUAGAAUUUUAACCCUUAUUUGAAAAUUUCUGUCUACACCCUUGUUCAUUUGUAAUCCGAAAUGAAGUGUACGAUAACAAUUUUCUGUGCCACUGCUCUGUCUACUUUACUAAGUUUUUAAUAUUUUUGCCUUUUCCAAUCUGUAUUAUUUUUUGUUGUUUACAAUGAAUUAUUUUUAAAAUGUACAAAUUCUCCCAGUUUUCUCUAAUUGAAAAAUCGAGUUUUUAGAUUUAAUUGUUAAUUUUUAUCGAAUUAACUUCAACUAUUAUAGGACACUUAUCAGGCAAAAUUAUACCUAUAAAAUCAACUCCAAUAUUCAUACGAUGACUAGCUGUUUUUGCACUAACAUUCUAAAAGUUUUAUUGAUUUAUUUAGCAUUGCUAUUUUAUUAGUUAAACUCACUGGAUUAGUUUUCAAACCACAAAAUUUGAGUGCGACUUAGCUGCCACAUUUUAUCGAUAGGGCCUAAUUAAUACACUCCAAAGCAGUGGUUCCCAAGAUGGCUCGUGGCCUCCUUUCGGAGGCUUUCAGUCCUCAUUGCCCCCUGGUUAUCAUUCCGGUAAUACACUGAAUGUUCCAAAUCCCAUUAGGUUUUGUUCAAACAAUUCAUGCACAAAAAAAGCGAUAGUAACAAAGUACGAAACUUACCAACAUCUAUCCUGCUUAUAUAAAGACACUUAAUAUAAGGUAUUUGUCGUAAAUUUCGGAUCACUUGGAAUUUGGGAAAAAAAAAGGUUGGAAAUCACUGCCCUAGUACAAAUCCUUGUCCUUUGAGGAGCCCAUAGUGACUUCCUGUAAAUCUAUCACUUCCUGAUUGGGUUCAAAGUUGAGUUUUGAUCACCUAUUUCGAAUAUAUUAUUCUCAUUUGAGAAGCUAUUUUUUGUCUUUUACAGGUUUUAAGCUUAUGUUUUUAAUAAUAAUAAUUUUUUCGUUUUUUUUUUCAAG